AUGUCUAUAGUAAAGAUAUUAGGCCUUGAUAAAGUUGCAUCUUUUUUUAAUAUUAUUCGUCAGAAUGGUGGUAUAAGGGGAUCUUUGUAUAAACUUUACAGGCAAGAUGAAUUGAAAGAUGGCACUCUAGUAGGCGAAGAUAAGUUUGGUAACAAGUAUUUUGAGAACCCUCGCUACUUCUACGGCAGGAACCGUUGGGUGGAGUACUCCGACAACUACAACAUGAACUAUGAUGGCAGUCAGGUUCCCGCUGAAUGGUUUGGCUGGCUCCAUUACAAGAGUGAUCUUCCACCACACAAGGACCCCGCCCGCCCAAAUUACCCAUGGAUGGCAGAAUUCACGGAGAAUUUGUCUGGAACUACAGGACAGUACACACCUUACACCACCACUAGACCGAAGGUUGAACCCUGGGUACCAGAGAGGAAAAGCACUGUUUAA
Arctia plantaginis is the source of this 438-nucleotide messenger RNA. Lineage: Eukaryota; Metazoa; Arthropoda; Insecta; Lepidoptera; Erebidae. The record is from the annotation of a GenBank genome assembly.